Messenger RNA from Triplophysa dalaica, 1372 nucleotides. It is a transcript of the gene snx8b, whose product is annotated as sorting nexin 8b. Gene Ontology annotation, molecular function: phosphatidylinositol binding. Gene Ontology annotation, biological process: retrograde transport, endosome to Golgi. The record is from RefSeq and is a predicted model, not a curated record. Bases 1 to 1257 code for a protein of 418 amino acids. The transcript has 10 exons. NCBI's taxonomy places the organism in Eukaryota, Metazoa, Chordata, Actinopteri, Cypriniformes, Nemacheilidae.
AUGCAUAUGGAUCAGCAAAGCCCCCUGGUGGAUGGUCUCUCUCUAAAAGAACUGGGAGAUAGUGUGCUGGUGGAGAUCGAACCUCUGAGAAGAAGAAUCCACUUUCUUAAACAUGUGGAGUAUCGGAUUAUUAGCAAGUGUUUCCAGAUUCCGGUUAACCGCAGGUUCAGUGAUUUCGAACUCUUCCACAGUCUGUUAGUGCAGAAGUUUAUCUACAGGAUGGUUCCGCCUCUGCCACCAAAACGCAUCCUUAAAGGCGUUUUAAACUCAAUAUCAGACAGAGAGUUUAAUGACAGCCGUCGACGUGGGUUACAAAGGUUCAUGACCUUAGUGAUCAGACAUCCAGUUCUAGCGGGAGAUGAACUGGUCAGCAUCUUCCUGCAGGCGAGCAGUGCAGAAGUUCAACACAAGCUGCGUGAAGCACUUAAGAAAUCAGGUGAUGAGUUCCUGACCUCACAGAUGGCUUUGCAUGGCAAGGUGUAUCUGCCAGAGGACAUGCAUAGCCAGGCUGCCACUAAUCGAGAGGUCAUUGCAAACAUCCACAACAGUUUCCAUAAACUCAGAGACGUUGCUGAGCGGAUGGCACAGCGCUCAAGAGAAAACUCCACAGAUCUGCUCAUGUUUGGCAAAGACCUGAGUGAACUGGGCUCAGACACAUCAGAUCUUCCAGCGAGCGCUGCGCUUGGCAAAGCAUGGAAAACACAGAGGAAAUCACUCGUGGAGAUGUCUGGAGAAUUUGGCCUUCUUGCAGACAAAGCAGCACAUCAGGGCACCAGAGAGGAAGAUGAAGUGGUUGAAAAACUGAACCUUCUCCUUGAACAGCUGCAGUCGUAUAAGGAACUGUGUGAUCGCCAUGACAACGGUGUGUUAAUAGAGCAUCAGAGGGCCUUCGAAAAGCGCAGCGGGCCUAUGGCUACACUCCUGAAGAGACAGAGCAGCAUCGAGCAGCCCAAUUGUCUACUCACACAGCAGGAAAACACAAUCCUCACCAUGGAGAUGAGGAACUAUUUCUCUCUUCUGUGUCUACAUCAAGAAACUCAGCUCGUCUUCACCCAUCUGCCCCUUAUAACUAACAUACUGGGGACAUUUGUCAACUCGCAAAUACAAGGACACAAAGAGAUGGGUGAUGUUUGGGGUGACCUUCAUCCAAAACUGAAGUCUCUGUUCGACAACACUAAUGAAGCCUCAUCUCGCUCUUCUUCUCAAACACACAUCUCUACUAAACGAAGACUCGUGCCAUCAGUGCUCCUCACAUAACCAGAAAAUCUCUGUGAGCCUCUGAGAUCAGUGAUUACGGAGUCAUUUUGUGUUUACCUUCAAACUUUGACCUUUGUAAAUAUGGAAAUACUUGGUAAAUAAUAUGGAAUACAAU